Messenger RNA from Ipomoea triloba (trilobed morning glory), 734 nucleotides. Its product is annotated as RPM1-interacting protein 4-like. The record is from RefSeq and is a predicted model, not a curated record. Bases 33 to 632 code for a protein of 199 amino acids. Lineage: Eukaryota; Viridiplantae; Streptophyta; Magnoliopsida; Solanales; Convolvulaceae. The transcript has 4 exons.
GAUCAAACAAGGCAAAUCCUUCCUGAUAAUCCAUGGCAGCAUCUCACGUUCCGAAAUUCGGCAACUGGGACGGCGACAAUGUGCCCUACACCGCCUGCUUCGACAACGCCCGUAGAGACAAAGCCGCCGGAGGGAAGAUGAUAAACCCGAAUGAUCCGGAGGAGAACCCCGACGCCUUUGGCUUCAUGUCACCGGAGAAACAGGCACGCGAUGGCUAUCACAGAAGUGCUGAGAAAAGCAUGUCUCCGUCGGAGGAAAGCUUUGCUGAUAGCAAAAGCGGUUCCGGCCAUUCUGCAAAAGGCCACCGGCGCAAGAGAUCAGAGGUGAAGAAGAAUGGCAGUAGCAAUAGCUUCAUCUCAGCCGCGAGUCCUAAAACGCCCAGAAAUGGAAGGAGUAAUCCUUACGAUGAUCUGUCAUAUAGAUCAGCAACAUCAGUGCCAAAAUUUGGAGCAUGGGAUGAGAUAGAUCCAAAAUCAUCAGGAGAAGGAUACACUAUGUUAUUCAGCAAAGUGAAGGAGGAAAAGCAGAUUGCAGCCUCCAAGCUGCCUAUUGUGAAUCAACAACACCCCACAUUUCAUCCAACCUACACCCAAAAACCUUCCAAAUCAAAGAUGUGUUGCGGCCUAUUCUGAAAGGUGUACCCAUACUAUAUAUAUUUGAUUAUGGUGUUUCUCUAUAUUUUUCUUAUUAAGCUCAGUUUACUGGUCAUUGAUGUAUAUGAGAACUAUACUUCA